UCCAGAUGGAAAAUGCUUUUCUUUUCUCGUUGUGUUUGAGUAGUCUAUUUUAUAGGACUUACAGCGCAAAAAUGUCAAUGUUCUUUAUGCGUGCCCAAAUGGUGCCUAUGCAACUUUGAAGAUUUUUAGACGUUUUACUGUAUGAAAGAUGAACGCAUCUCAGGAGAUUCACUUCUCCCCCACCUGGAAAGUUGAGUCGGUAAUAAUUUCUGUCAUUUUCUCUAUCAUAUUUUUGGUUGGUACUGUGGGGAACUGUCUUGUGCUCGCAGUUCUCAUCCGCAACGGCCAGAUGAACACAAAGAGCACCAACCUGUUCAUCCUGAACCUCGGGCUGGCGGACCUCUGCUUCAUCGUCUUCUGCGUGCCUUUCCAGGCUACCAUCUACACCAUGGAUGAGUGGGUAUUUGGACCCUUCAUGUGCAAAGCUGUGCACUUUAUCAUCUACCUGACCAUGUACGCGAGCAUCUUUACUCUGACAGCUGUGUCUCUGGACAGAUAUCUCGCCAUUCGGUACCCCUUGCGCUCAAGAGAGACGAGAACACCCCGUAAUGCUCUGACCUCAAUUAGCCUUGUGUGGGCUCUAUCACUGUUCUUCUCCAGUCCUUAUCUCAGCUACUACCAGCAGAUGGAUCUAGACGGGACCACGGUUUGCAUCCCGACGUGGAACAUCCAUCAUCGUCGAGUCAUGGACGUCUGCACCUUCAUAUUCGGCUACCUCAUCCCAGUCCUCAUUCUCGGCAUCACGUACGCCCGCACCAUUCGCUACCUGUGGACCUCCGUGGACCCCAUGCAGGACAUGUCGGAAUCCCGCAAGGCCAAGCGCAAGGUGACCAAGAUGAUAAUCAUUGUGGCUGUGCUCUUCUGUUUAUGUUGGUUGCCACAUCACCUGGUUAUCUUGUGCAUGUUGUUCGGCCACUUCCCGCUCAACCACACAACCUACGUCAUCCGCAUUCUCUCUCACCUGGUGGCGUACACCAACUCCUGCCUGAACCCCAUCGUGUACGCCCUGGUGUCUAAGCAUUUCCGCAAGGGCUUCAAGAAGGUGUUUGGCUGUGCGUUCCCUAACCGGGUCGCAAACCGGAUCCACAACGUGCAGCCGGCACAGACGGUAAGCCUGAUGGAAGCUGCCACGUGUGAAGGAUCCAAUCAUAGUGACGGGUCAACCCGGGGUCGUCUCUGGAGCAAAAGUAGCAAGAAGAUGAUGACAAGUGCCUUCAUGACAUUUAAUGUGACAUAAUCCACUUACACUCUCACCCGCUGUCAAAUCAGUGCUCACCAAAGUAUAAAACUCUUCUUUUCCGGUGGCUUUUAACAGCAUUUGCGCUGUGAUUACAUAACAAAAGUUGUCAGGCACAGGUUGUCAGGUAGAGAGGAAGCAGUGCUUUUUGUGUUCUCGAUGAGGACAGUGACUGAUGUUUAAAAUGUAAAAUCUCUCGUGUCUGUGUUUUGUCAAUGUUGGCAGCUUUCGUCACUGUGCUAUGUGUUUUGUGACUGUGACUCAUAGUAAGGUUUUCCGGAGGUACGAAUAGAUUCAAUUAUCAGAGAAAAGUACCGGCAUCAAUUUGUUUGGUUCAAACGUUCACAUGGCAAACUUUUGAUCAUAUUGGAACAUAUUUUUUUGAAUUUAUGUCACCUUAAUACAGUAUUCAUCUGCCAUUCUCAUCUCCUUUUGGGUUAUUGCUACACAGGAUCUGCUGUAUGGGU
Molecule: messenger RNA, 1704 nt
Organism: Rhinichthys klamathensis goyatoka
Lineage: Eukaryota; Metazoa; Chordata; Actinopteri; Cypriniformes; Leuciscidae
Product: galanin receptor 2a
Exons: 2
Coding region: 149-1237 (362 amino acids)
Biological process (GO): G protein-coupled receptor signaling pathway
Cellular component (GO): membrane
Molecular function (GO): G protein-coupled receptor activity
Source: RefSeq, a predicted model, not a curated record